Molecule: messenger RNA, 360 nt
Organism: Peronospora matthiolae
Lineage: Eukaryota; Oomycota; Peronosporomycetes; Peronosporales; Peronosporaceae
Source: the annotation of a GenBank genome assembly
AUGGAAAACACCACUCCUCUCUUUGAGGCCCAAAAGUUCGUGCUUGAUAAGAUGACCGCAUCUUCAGGUCUAAAGUUUGCGGGGUUCCUUGUCUCAGAAGGCCCUGAGGUGCUCAAUGCACGAGUUGGAGACUUCAUGCAGUAUGAAGAAAACCGUCUAGGGAAGGUCCAAGACCAAGUAGCGUCGGCUAUGCCUACACGCUAUGUGUCUGUACCAGACCAAGAGGCCAGACCUCGUCCACUUAGAGUGGAAUUUAAGAACAACUUCGGUAAGGAGGGUGAAUACCUCAUUCUCUGGAUCAGUGAGAUUAAGAUGGCCAUGGGAUCGGGUCUGAUCAAGCUUGACCUUCAACAGGUCUAG